This is a messenger RNA of Bathycoccus prasinos, 2301 nucleotides long. RefSeq lists its product with no specific name. Gene Ontology annotation, biological process: mRNA splicing, via spliceosome. NCBI's taxonomy places the organism in Eukaryota, Viridiplantae, Chlorophyta, Mamiellophyceae, Mamiellales, Bathycoccaceae. Bases 1 to 2301 code for a protein of 766 amino acids. Gene Ontology annotation, molecular function: RNA binding; RNA lariat debranching enzyme activator activity. The transcript has a single exon. Gene Ontology annotation, cellular component: post-mRNA release spliceosomal complex. The record is from RefSeq and is a predicted model, not a curated record.
AUGGCUUCCUCUCAUCAUCGCACUUCGACGAUACAAAAGAUCCUGUUCGCGGGGACGACAAAAGCGACGACAACUACCACCUCUUCUUCCUCCUUUUCUGCGCUCUUCGAACGCGCAAAACGUGCGCACGAGAAAGCGGGCCCGUUCGAGGCGCUUUUUAUCCUCGGGGACGUCGUUUGGAAAUCAUCAUCAUCAGAAGAAGAAGAAGAAGAAGAAGAAGAGAUGAGUAAAAAGAAACGGACGAGAGAAAGUGUGAACGCGUUCGUGGACGUGCUGAGAAAAGAUGAAAUUAGGAUGAAGACGUUUACGAUGGAUUUGUUUUUACUCGAACAGUUGAAAGAGCUCGAGGGAGAAGAAAAAACAGGCGUGCGUUUGGUCGACGCGGAGGAAUUCGAUGGAAAAGACGAGACCACCACUCAUAUCGAAGGAUUGAAUCCGAGGGGAAGCGUGAAACGCAUCGUCGUGGACGAGAAAGAAACGAACGUGUUUAUGGUGAGCAAACCAGGCGUGUAUUCAACUUUAAUAAAGUCGGAAAAAGAUGAAGAAGGAAACGAGAAUCCGUUUUCUGUGGCUAUUUUACCGGGUUCGUACGAUCAUUUGAACGUGAAAGAGUCGCACGCCUCCGCCGGGAACGCGAUGUUAGCCGAGAAGACCGCGAAGGCGAACGGGGAGUUUACCGUUCAAGACGUGGAGGUGAUUCGACAAACGGUGAGGAGAUUGAAGGAAAAUGGGUCGACUUUGUUCGUAGUGGACGUGUUGCUCACGCAAACGUGGCCGAAAGACGUGCACAUGUUGUCCAGGUAUAAGGACGCGAUGACGCCGAUUUCGGGAGAGGAAAAGAACGCGUCCAGGGAUGUUGCGGAGAUUGCGAAUGUGAUUUGUCCCAGAUAUCACGUGGUGGCCUCAUUGCUUUCUCCGGAGAGUGAAGGUGAACAAAACAUCGAUCAGUUUUUUGAACGCGAACCGUACAGAAACGUUUCUGCGAAACACGCGACUCGAUUCAUCUCGUUGGCGAGCGUCGGCAACUCGAAGAAACAAAAGUGGUUGCACGCGUUAGGCAUUGAACCUGGAGGCACCAUGAACCCAAUUAAGUUGUGUCAAAUGCCACCGGAUUCUACGCCGUCUCCGUAUGCCAUGGCUGGCGUCUCCAGCUUACAACAGCGAGGAGGAGGAGGAGGGAACCAACAAAGUUUAAAGAGAGAAUUGAAACCGGAUUGGCGAGAUAACGCCGACGCGAAGAAGAAACAGCGAUUGGAAGAGAGUCAAACGAGAGCGUUAGUUGGUGAUGCUGAUAAGACGAUUCACGUGAGAAAUUUAGAUUAUCGCGCGGAUGAAGGCGCCAUCGCAGAAUAUUUUGGCGAGUGCGGUGAACUCGCCGACCUUCGACUCGGCCGCGACGUGGAAACCGGAAGAUCCAGAGGAUUUUGUAAAAUCGCCUUUAAAACGAAAGAGGGCGUCGAUGCGGCUUUAGAGAGAGACCAACAAAACUUUUACGGACGCGAUAUUCGAGUUCAGAUGGACAGACAACAACAAUCGAGACAGUAUAACGGCGAAAACAAAAACGGCGGAUACGAUCCGAACAAGAGGAAACCGCCGCCACCACCGGUAUCGUGUUGGUUUUGCCUCUCGAACAACAAAGAUACGCACAUGAUCGCGUCUAUUGGAAACGCAUCGUUCGUUGCUAUGGAUAAAGGUGGGUUGAACCCAGAACACGCGCAGAUUGUGCCGAUUGAACACGUCGCCGCAUUUUCAAUGCUUCCAGACGAGACGUGCGAGGAGGUGUGGUCGUAUUUACAAGGCUUCCGAAAAUUCGCCGAGGCGACGGAAGACAGAGGCGUGGUUGCGUUCGAGCGACACUUGACGUUGAAAAACAAAGGUGGUAAUCACAUGCACUUGAACGUGGUUCCCAUUCCAAGCAACAGGAAACAUCUAUCCAAGAAGAUCUUCGAACAAGCCGCGAAACGGUGCGACUUCACCUGGGAUAUCAUCGCGCCGGAACACGCACAAACCGGCAUCGCGGCGAGAAGCGCGAUGACUUCUUUACUCUCCUUCCCAGAAGCUGAAUAUUACGCCGUGCAUUUACCAGAUGGCACUAUUUUAAUCACCGAAGUGAAACAAUACGACAAACACUGGAUGCAAUUCGGGAGAGAAGUCAUCUCGCACUUGCUAAAAACGCCCGAAACGGCGAAUUGGCAAAGCGUCGUCCAAGACGAAGAUGGCGAGAUUGAACGAACCAACGCGUUUAAAGAAAGCUUUAAACCGUUCGAUCCGGUCAUGGAAGCCGAGGAGGAGGAAGAGUGA